CAGGUAAAGAAACCACCUGCACUGCAGAAGACUCAAGAGAUGUGGGAUUGAUCCCUGUGUCAGGACGAUUCCCUGGAGGAGGGCAUGCCAACCCACUCGAGUAUUCUUGGCUGGAGAAUCCCAUGGACAGAGGAGCCUGUGAGGUGCCUGUCUCUCUAUUUUCUCCCUGAGAUUGGGUACAACACUCCAAGAGCCAUUUCCAGAUCAAGAGCUCUUCUUCUCCUUCUGUGUGUCCAUUCAAUCCAGUGUGGAUACCCUAUCCCUGUCAAAGAGAGAUUGGGGAUCUGAGUUUAAGCAAAAGUGAGAAGGCAACUAAAGAAACAACACAGAAUGGAGCACUGGAACUCCACCCUGGGAAGUGGCCUCGUAUUGAUGGGGAUUCUGAAUGACAACGGGUCUCCUGAGCUGCUCUGUGCUACAGUGAUGGUCCUAUACACACUGGCCCUCACCAGCAAUGGCCUGCUGCUCUUGGCCAUCACAAUGGAUGCCCGGCUCCAUGUGCCCAUGUACCUCCUGCUUGGCCAGCUCUCUCUCAUGGACCUCCUCUUCACAUCUGUUGUCACUCCCAAAGCCAUCAUAGAUUUUCUGCUCAGUGAAAACACCAUCUCCUUUGGGGGCUGUGCCCUUCAGGUGUCUCUAGUACUGACCCUCAGUGGUGCAGAGGACCUCCUACUGGCCUUCAUGGCCUAUGACAGGUAUGUGGCCAUUUGUCAUCCUCUGAACUACAUGGUCCUCAUGAGGCCGAGGGUCUGCUGGCUCAUGGUGGCCACAUCCUGGGUCCUGGCACCCCUGAAUGCUUUAGGUCAUACACUGUAUACCAUGCACUUCUCCUUCUGCAUGUCCCAGGAGAUCAGCCACCUCCUCUGUGAGAUCCCACCUCUGUUGAAGUUGGCCUGUGCAGAUACUUCCAGAUAUGAACUCAUGGUGUAUAUGAUGGGUGUGACCUUUCUGAUUCCCCCUUUUGUUGCUUUACUUGUCUCCUAUUCAGUAAUCCUACUUACUGUGCUCCACAUGCCCUCAAAUGAAGGGAGGCAGAAAGCCCUGGUCACCUGCUCUUCCCACCUGACUGUGGUCGGGAUGUUCUAUGGAGCUGCCACAUUCAUGUAUGUUCUGCCCAGUUCCCUCCACAGCCCCAAGCAGGACAACAUUAUUUCUGUCUUCUACACGAUUGUCACCCCAGCCCUGAACCCCCUCAUCUACAGCCUGAGGAAUAAAGAGGUUAUGGGGGCCUUGAGAAGGGUCUUACAAAAAUACAUGGUGUGGACACACUCCUGACACAGUUACAAAAUAGACAUGGUAGGGGACUAAGUUUCAAUCAAUAUCAUGUAUCAGUGAUCAAUAGCAGUAGAUUUAGUCUGAGCAAACUCCGAUAGCCUCUUAAAAUCAGAAGACUUCACUUGUUUGAACAAGAUUCUUAGACUGUUGCAGGAAUAAGAAUCCUCAGAAGAUAUACUGGACUUCUUGUCUGUUAUGUAGCUGUUCUUCAAAUAAUUAUUUGGAAAGAAGAAUCAGUUUGUGUCUAUGCAUCUACUUCAGUUUCAAGGGACAGUUUUUGUUGAGAUAAUGGAAAAAUCCAAAUGGGAAAAUUUAAUAGUGACUUGAUUUAAAAUUAAAAGAUAGAAACCAA
Molecule: messenger RNA, 1627 nt
Organism: Cervus elaphus (red deer)
Lineage: Eukaryota; Metazoa; Chordata; Mammalia; Artiodactyla; Cervidae
Product: olfactory receptor 2AG1-like
Exons: 4
Coding region: 331-1275 (314 amino acids)
Biological process (GO): G protein-coupled receptor signaling pathway
Cellular component (GO): membrane
Molecular function (GO): G protein-coupled receptor activity; olfactory receptor activity
Source: RefSeq, a predicted model, not a curated record